Molecule: messenger RNA, 1476 nt
Organism: Penicillium cataractarum
Lineage: Eukaryota; Fungi; Ascomycota; Eurotiomycetes; Eurotiales; Aspergillaceae
Product: glycoside hydrolase family 27 protein
Exons: 3
Coding region: 1-1476 (491 amino acids)
Biological process (GO): carbohydrate metabolic process
Molecular function (GO): alpha-galactosidase activity
Source: RefSeq, a predicted model, not a curated record
AUGCGUGUUACUGUAUUCUUCUUGGCCAUAGGGCUAGCUACUGCGUUGGACAAUGGUCUUGCACGAACUCCGCAAUUGGGAUGGAAUACGUGGAAUUCAUUUGCCUGCAGCAUGAAUGAGACUGUCAUUCUAGAUGCAGCCAAACGAAUUGUCGAGUUGGGCUUCAAAGAUCUCGGCUACAAUUACGUCGUGCUAGAUGAUUGCUGGUCUGCUGGUAGAAACUCUUCUGGAUACCUCGUUCCAGAUAGUCAGAAAUUCCCCAAUGGAAUUGCAGAUGUCGCGGAUAAGAUUCACGAUAUGGGAUUGAAGAUUGGUAUUUAUUCCAGCGCGGGUACCAUGACUUGCGCGCGUUAUGCAGGUUCUCUGGGGUAUGAAGACAAGGAUGCUGCUGUCUGGGCAAGCUGGGGUAUCGACUAUCUCAAAUAUGACAACUGCUACAACCAAGGUGAAGAAGGAACGCCAAAGCUUUCCUAUGAUCGGUACAAUGCCAUGGGCAAAGCUUUGAAUUCCACCGGUCGGCCUAUCCUGUAUUCGCUGUGCAAUUGGGGAUCUGACGGGCCGUGGAACUUUGCUCCCACCAUCGCCAAUUCAUGGCGCACGAGUGGUGACUUGACCAAUGUUUGGAAUCGGGAGGAUGUUAACUGCCCUUGUGCUGAACUGGACGGGCUGGAUUGUAAACUUCCAGGAUAUCACUGUUCAGUUAUGAACGUCGUCAACAAGGCAGUGUACUACCCGUCUAAGGCAUAUGCCGGCGCAUGGAAUGACCUCGAUAUGCUCCGUGAGUUUCCUAUCCGUGUUAUGAAUUAUCGUGUAUUCGUCACUGACAGGGAGCGUACAGAGGUCGGCAAUGGUGGUCUGACUGAAGACGAAGCCAUCUCACACUUCAGCCUGUGGGCAGCCCUAAAGUCACCAUUGCUUAUGACCAACGUAAUGACCAAAAUUGACGCCCCUACUCUUUCCAUCUUGCAAAACACUGCUGUACUGGCAGUCUCCCAAGAUCCCCAGGGAUCGAGCGCCGUUCGGAUCUGGCGUUAUUACGUCGACGACGGUGAGAUUCAGAUGUACAGCGGACCUCUCAGUGGAGGUGACCAGUUAGUUCUGCUUCUGAAUGGAGGAACGAAAGCCCGUGACAUGAACGCGACUUUGAAUGAUAUCUUUUGGGAGAAUGGACCCGAUGGCACUGCAUCGCAGGCAAAGAGUAGCUGGGAUGUAUAUGACCUAUGGGCUGGACGGAUGAGCAAUGCCACUGCCAAUGCGAUCAUCCAAGAUGGAGAGAAUGCGACACGGCCGAUCAAUAUGACGGCUGAGGGUGGUGCGAGCAAGGUCUAUUCGCAAGUGCCAUUGCCAACAUCAAAGGCACUGAUGGGAUCAAAAAUUAGCACGGUCAAGCCUGGUGGGAGCGUAUCUGCACACGUCAAGCCGCAUGGAGUCGCUAUGUUCCGUCUGCGAGAGAUAAAGACAAAUGAUGAGCUUUGA